AUGGAGAUGGAACGGUUGGCGUAUGAGUGGGUGAGGCGCUGUGAGUUUGAACAUCCAGAUAGGAACGUUCACACGCAAUACAAGGGAAUCGGACAAAACCUUGCAAUAAUGACCAUAGGCUCUCCGGAUUGGCUUAGGAUGGCCCAGGGUUGGUACAAUGAAAUUAAGGACUAUGACUACGCCAGUGACAGAUGUCGAGGUGUUUGCGGACACUACACACAGAUGAUCUGGGCCAAAACCACGGAGGUUGGCUGUGCAGCCCAGCGUUGCGACUCCACGAUGCCUUCAUGGAACCCGCCAGUCUACCUCCUGGCCUGCCAGUACAAACCAUCGGGUAAUUGGAAUGGACAGAAGCCGUAUGAAAGUGGGCGCAGUUGUAGUGGGUGUCCAGAGGGAUCGGUGUGUCAUCGCAACCAAUGUGUGACAGGUUCUCUCGGGAUCAACAAUAAACCGACUCCAACCAGGCAGCCAAUGAGGCCUUGGGAGCCACAAGUUACCAGGGAACCAGUACGGCCCCGAGAGCCACUUGCAACCAGGCAGCCAGUGAGGCCUAGACAGCCAGAACCACAACGCCCACGGCCGAAGUGUCUUCCCCGACGCAAAACUGGUUAA
This is a messenger RNA of Mesocestoides corti, 612 nucleotides long. The record is from the annotation of a GenBank genome assembly. Lineage: Eukaryota; Metazoa; Platyhelminthes; Cestoda; Cyclophyllidea; Mesocestoididae.